AGAAAAGGGGAGAGAGAGACUUGCUCUUCCAGGAAGGGAUUAUUAACCAGCACGCUGCCGACAUAGGAAGGGAAAACACACGCAGACAAAAGAAGUUUGCACACCGACAGCCGCGCUAUGGAGCCGACCAGCAGAUAAAAGGAAGAAGAAAAAAGAAAAAAAAGAAAAGGAAAAAGCAGGCUAUAUGAAAAAAGCAACUUCUCCCACAACAACAAGCCGAGCAGUCGGACUGCCGCUUCUGCUGUGUGGGUUUCUAUAGGAAAGAGAAGGAGAUAAAGAAGAGGACACAACGGAAAAGUGGAAGGAGAAGGAGAGAAGUUGACGGAAGAUAAUGUCUGAAUCCUCCUCCGCUGCGAACAAGCAGGAGAGGAGCUCUUUCAGUCCUUCCGCGAACCCGCUGCCAAACUCCACUUCCUCCCCCGUCCAUGCUCCCGCCGCGAGGCCAGCCAGCCGAAUGGAGGACGAGCCUGCCAGGCUGCCUGCGCACCUGCGUCUGCAGCCAGUCUUUUGGAGCAGGGAGGACGUGGCCCAGUGGCUGCGAUGGGCCGAGAAGGAGUUCGCCCUGCGGCCGAUCACCAGCGGAUCUUUCCAAAUGAACGGCAAAGCCCUGCUGCUGCUCACCAAGGAGGACUUCCGCUACCGGUCCCCCCACUCCGGGGACGUCCUGUACGAGCUGCUGCAGCACAUCCUGAAGCAGAGGAAGCCCCACGUGUUUUACCCGUCUGCCUACUUCCCUGGGAACUCCUUCCACUCGCUGCCUGAAAGCGCUGUGCAGCACCUGAAGCUUGAAGAAACGGUACGGCGGGCACCGCGUGGUACAGAGCCUGCCCCCCAGCAUCCACCAACCAUCGAGCUGCGGCACCGCUCACGCUCCCCCCACCAGAACCAGAUCAGACGAUCCCCCCCGGGGCCGAACCACCCCCGCGCAGCCAACGAAGACCACCUGCAGACCUUCUCCCAGCUGCCCGACAGCAACCACCACCUGCCCGAAGAAAUGUACCCUCUGUCCGUGUCCCCCGCCGCACCCAACGGCCGCUGCGCCACGCCCCGAGAAGCUCCGUGCCCGGGCAGCCCCGGGGGCCAGGAGGCGGGCCCUCCUCGCGUCAUCCAGCUCAUGCCCAGCACCAUCAUGAACCCCCUGCUCCUCAGCCCGAGCCGGAGCGGCGAGGGUGCCGCCAUGGACUUCAGGCACAGCCGCGGUGGGCCCCCGUCUCAAGCCACGCUCGAGAACGGCCGUGAGAGGAAAGCCCACGGCCACCACCAUCAGCUACCACUGUCCCAGCAACAGCAGCAUCUGCUGCAGCAGCAGCAGCAGCAAGAGGAGGCACUCUACAGGAACCACGUCAUCAUGCCCGUGUCUCCUCCAGAAGAGCAACAAAUGCCCAUCGGACGGAUAGCAGACUGCAGGCUGCUGUGGGACUACGUCUACCAGCUCCUGUCAGACAGCAGGUACGAGAACUACAUCCGCUGGGAGGAUACCGAGACCAAAAUCUUCCGCAUCAUGGACCCCAACGGCCUGGCCAGGCUCUGGGGCAAUCACAAGAACAGGACCAACAUGACGUACGAGAAGAUGUCGCGAGCACUGAGACACUACUAUAAACUGAACAUUAUCAGGAAGGAGCCGGGCCAAAGACUUCUAUUCAGGUUCAUGAAAACUCCCGAUGAGAUAAUGAAUGGACAGACGGACCGGCUGGAGCACCUGGAGUCCGACACAGACGAACAAAUCUACAUCAAAGAGGAAUGCUGAGGAACUCUCGUGUUUCUCUGAAGGAUGUCCGUGACGUUUGGUGAAGUACACCAGAUAUCCACACGAUGGCAAUACUGGACCAUUUGUGAUGAGAGGGGGAGCAGCGGUGGAUGCUGUCCACAGUUCAUCAAACAUGCCUGUCAUUUAAAGGGUCAUGUAGAGGAUUAAAUGUGGCUGCAGUUUAUUAUUAUACUGUUAGAACUUUUGAAAAAAAAAUUGAAGAAAUUAUAUUUUGGUCUGUUCUGAAUGUCUUGCUUUUGGUGGAAUUGAUGUCUCAGAAGGAAAUAAUCACUGUUAAGCUCAAUUAUUAAUCAAAUGUGACGUAUUACUUAUUUAUUGCCAUUUCAAGGUAAUAAUUCACUAAUUGCGCCCUAGCACAUAUUUUUUUGGCGUAACACUUCCUAAAUGAGUGACUGUCUUUAGCCUCUGACAAGAUCUGAAUAAUUCUGUUUUGUGAAUCAUUCUAUUCUACAAAAUGUCCAAAUGAGCCUUGAAAUAUAAUGACCAUGUAGUUCCUUAGUGUGAGACUAUCUAACAACAAUUAGUUUGUACUUUUCCAUAUUUAAAUUAGCCUACAAUAUGAUCAAGAUGAUGAUCACAUUGAGGUUCAUUUGGAGGUGUGGUACCAGAAGCAUCACAUGCUUCUUUCUGCAUCACUCAUUGCGUCGUUCAAAUUAACAGGCCACUAAACACAGGCCACAAUCUAAAUCUGUAAUAUAGCUUCUGUAAUACUAUAGUAAUCUGAAUACUGUAACGCGUUACCGGCGGAGGUAGCGGCGGUGCGCUGCGCUGCGCGCUGCGCUGUGCGCUCUGGAGUCUCCAUAAAAGUUGGUGCGCGCAGAGGCGAGCUGUCAGACUGGGGAGAGACGCGGCGGAGCAGAGGCUGCAGACUCAAGUGAUGGAUCAGGAUCGAUCCCACUUUGAGAAAUUCAUAGAAUAAUUUUGAGUGUGCGCUGUAAUCCACUGGGGGGGGACGCAGUUAAAGCUUAUCAUUGUGAACAGGCUGCUGCUUGUUUCUGGACUCUAACGGAAUAAACAGACAGGGGGAGGGUUUGGAUGCAGGAGAAUCUCGGCUGUGCGGCGGAUAAGAUGCUCACGCUGCCACGUUUAGAAGACCAAUAAUCGUGUCUGAUUCUGACAAAGCAGUUUGAUUUCAUUCGGG
Messenger RNA from Perca fluviatilis (European perch), 2909 nucleotides. It is a transcript of the gene etv6, whose product is annotated as ETS variant transcription factor 6. Lineage: Eukaryota; Metazoa; Chordata; Actinopteri; Perciformes; Percidae. Bases 332 to 1747 code for a protein of 471 amino acids. Gene Ontology annotation, cellular component: nucleus. Gene Ontology annotation, biological process: cell differentiation; regulation of transcription by RNA polymerase II. The record is from RefSeq and is a predicted model, not a curated record. The transcript is spliced from 9 exons. Gene Ontology annotation, molecular function: sequence-specific DNA binding; DNA-binding transcription factor activity, RNA polymerase II-specific.